CCCAAAAUCAUCACACCCACCGGCCACCGAUAACAUCCCUUAUCCUCCUCCUCUUCCUCUAAACCCUCGUCAUUCACAAUGUCUUCUUGUGCGGCAAAACCCUUAUCCAUGGCUUCCAACUUCCUAAUCUCAUCAACCCCAUCAAUCUUUGCCGGAAAAACCUCAAACCAACACAUCUCCUUACCACUCAAACCCAUCAACCUCCACCUCUCCGCUUCUUUCACCCCUUUUUCUCUCCGAAAAACCCCAACUUUAUCCCGAACCAUAACCUUUGUUGCGUCACAAGAAGACGACAGCACGUUGGUUGUUGAAGCAGGUGAAGAAGAAUCGAGUUGGGGGAGUGAGGAGAGUCAGGAGCCGGAGGCGGCGGCUGCUGGUGGGUGGGGAGAGAGUCCGGUGGAAGAGUCCGGUGAGGGAGAAGGAGAGGUGGAGGAGUAUUCGGAGCCGCCGGAGGAUGCGAAGAUAUUUGUUGGGAAUUUGCCGUAUGAUGUGGAUAGUGAGCAGUUGGCUCAGUUGUUUCAACAGGCUGGUGUUGUUGAGAUUUCUGAGGUUAUCUACAACAGAGAGACUGAUCAAAGUAGGGGUUUUGGGUUUGUGACUAUGAGUACUGUUGAAGAAGCAGAGAAGGCUGUUGAAAUGCUUCAUCGUUACGAACUAGGAGGAAGGUAUUUAACUGUAAACAAGGCUGCACCAAGGGGAUCAAGGCCAGAACGCGCUGAACGGUCACCUCAGAGCAGUGGGCCGUCAUACAGAGUGUAUGUUGGCAACCUGCCGUGGGACGUUGAUGAUGUUCGUCUUGAACAAGUUUUUAGUGAGCACGGGAAAGUCGUGAGUGCAAGAGUUGUUUACGACAGGGAAAGUGGUCGAUCACGAGGUUUUGGUUUUGUGACCAUGUCCUCUGAAAGUGAGCUCAACGACGCCAUUGAAAAUCUUGAUGGACAGAGUUUGGGUGGGAGAGCAAUCAGAGUAAACGUAGCAGAGGAGAAACCAAGGCGUUUCUGAUUCGAGUUUUGGAGUGAGAUGGUGAUCCUGCACGGUGGGUUGGGUGUAAUUGUUCGAAAAUGGUAUUUAUAUUCGUGUAAGUUUGAGAUUUUAUGUAGGAAUUCUCUUUAUUUUAUUGAGUAAUUGAGUUGAUGAUUUUGCACACGAUGCCGAUGCAAAUUUGCAUGGCGGUUUAUGGCGUAAAAUAUGUUUUUUUUU
Messenger RNA from Helianthus annuus (common sunflower), 1200 nucleotides. Its product is annotated as 28 kDa ribonucleoprotein, chloroplastic. NCBI's taxonomy places the organism in Eukaryota, Viridiplantae, Streptophyta, Magnoliopsida, Asterales, Asteraceae. The record is from RefSeq and is a predicted model, not a curated record. Gene Ontology annotation, cellular component: cytosol. The coding region runs from base 79 to 1002 and encodes 307 amino acids. The transcript is spliced from 4 exons. Gene Ontology annotation, molecular function: mRNA binding.